AUGACGGCCCAGGCUCUAGGCCAUGACAAACAAACGCUCAUCUCAGAUCAAACUCUUUACAAAAAAAUAAAAAUCACCCGGGGGUUAUUAUUAGUUUUUCAUUGUUCCACCAUCUCUCUUUUCCCAGUUGACUCUGCUUCCACAGUUCCUCAUCUACUGCCCAUAUUUCAUGAGCAGGAAAUGACAGAGACUGUCCAUGAAUCAAACGGGAAUGGAUACCUUGCUACUUUUGUAGGCAAGAAUGGCUGGUUUGCUACUCUGUGUGUGCACUCCCAUGGGUUGGUCACCAUAGAUCUGCAGUGUUUUGAACACGAUGACAUUGGACAACUGGACAAAUUUUUAAAUGCACUGGAAACGAAGCUUAAAGUUCUCUUGAAUGGCAUUAUUACAAGGAUUAAACGGCUCCCCGCACUCGUACGAGGAGCAGAAGUGGACCGAUACGGGCCCACAACUGACGGCAGACUGAUUGAGUAUGACAUGGAUCAGAUGGUGCAUGAAGAAGAUUCUGCAUUCCAGAACAUAAAGAUAAUACACUCACAGCAGUAUGGAAAUAUCCUAAUACUCAAAGAUCUCAUAAGCAUGGGAGAGAGGGAUUUGGCCUACAACCAAGCCAUCAUGGGUGAAGAGAAUUAUGCUGGUAAAGAUGUGCUGAUAUUAGGUGGAGCUGAUGGAGGCAUCCUUUCUGAGAUGGUCAAACGAAAGCCAAAGAUGGUCACCAUGCUGGAUAUUGACCCGAAGGUGAUAGACCUGAGCAAAAAGUACACGAGAGGAGCUUGUGGCAAUGUCCUCGACAACCUGAAAGGAGACUGUUACCAAAUAAUAGUUAGUGACUGUGUCCCUGUGCUGAGGAAGUACGUACAGGAAGGAAAGACGUUUGAUUACGUAUUUAAUGAACUGACUGAAAUCCCAAAUUCCAGAGAGCCAGAAGAAGACUCUGCAUGGGAGUUCCUGCGUCACACCUUAGAUAUGUCAGUAAAAGUCCUGCGUCCCUCUGGGAAAUAUUUAACACAGGCUAAUGGUGAGGUGAUGACAGAGGCACUGCGUCUGUACGAGGAAGAGCUGGAGAAGCUCUCGUGCCAAGUGGGGUUCUCCAACAAGGUGGUGUGUGUUCCCUUCUUCAUGCAGCAAUGGGUUUUCUACUCUGUAUGGAAGAAGUGA
Molecule: messenger RNA, 1158 nt
Organism: Cottoperca gobio
Lineage: Eukaryota; Metazoa; Chordata; Actinopteri; Perciformes; Bovichtidae
Product: spermine synthase-like
Exons: 11
Coding region: 1-1158 (385 amino acids)
Biological process (GO): spermine biosynthetic process
Molecular function (GO): spermine synthase activity
Source: RefSeq, a predicted model, not a curated record